AUGGUUCUUGACCGACUACAGCAAUUGACCCAUCAGGUCAGCGCAACCGCGCCACCACCUCAUCCUCUGGAUCCUCUCUCUGCGUCUGAGAUCGACAGUGCCGUUAGUAUUAUCCGCAAGGAAUAUGGCUCGCUCAACUUCAAUGCCGUCACAUUGUACGAGCCCCGCAAGGCCCAGAUGAUGGCCUGGGUGGCAGACCCAGAGCAUGCCUCUCGCCCUGUCAGAGCUGCUGAUGUUGUCGCCAUCUCCCCAGAUGGCAAGGUAUAUGAUGGUGUUGUUGACCUGGGUCAAAAGAAGAUCAUUCAGUGGCAGCAUACGCCCAAUGUUCAACCCUUGAUCACCAUGGAGGAUCUACAGGAGGUCGAGCACGUUGUACGCAAAGACCCAAAAGUCAUUGAGCAAUGCGGCAUUAUCGGAAUUCCCAAAGAGGAUAUGCAUAAAGUAUACUGUGACCCUUGGACUAUUGGAUAUGAUGAGCGAUUCGGGACUGGUGUCCGUCUCCAGCAAGCUCUCAUGUACUACCGUCCUCACCCAGAUGACUCUCAAUACACCUAUCCCUUGGACUUCUGCCCUAUCUACAACGCCGAAACCAAGCAGAUCAUUCACAUUGAUGUGCCGCCGGUGAGGAGACCCCUCAACAAAGCCCCACCAAACAAUUACCAUCAAGCGGCAAUCGAGAAAGAAGGCGGCUUCCGAAAUGAUAUCAAGCCCAUCCACAUCACCCAGCCAGAAGGCGUCUCGUUCGAGGUCAAGGGUAGAACUAUCGAGUGGCAGAACUGGAGCAUUCAUGUCGGCUUCAACUACAAGGAAGGCAUUGUCCUCAACAACAUCACAUUCAACGACAAAGGCAACGUCCGGCCUGUUUUCUGGCGUCUGUCACUGGCAGAGAUGGUUGUACCAUACGGCAACCCGGAGCACCCGCACCAGCGCAAGCACGCAUUCGACCUGGGCGAAUACGGCGGCGGCUACAUGACCAACAGCCUAGCCCUAGGAUGCGACUGUAAGGGUGCAAUCCACUACAUGGAUGCUGCCUUCGUCAACCGCGCCGGCGCAAGCGCAAUCAUCAAGAACGCAAUCUGCAUCCACGAAGAAGACGCCGGCAUUCUGUUUAAGCACACCGAUUUCCGCGACGAGUCCAUGGUCGUAACACGCGGCCGCAAGCUCGUCAUCUCGCACAUCUUCACCGCAGCAAACUACGAGUACUGCGUGUAUUGGAUCUUCCACCAGGACGGCACCGUCCAGCUGGAGAUCAAGCUGACCGGUAUCCUAAACACGUACUCCCUCAACCCAGGCGAAGAUACCAAAGGCUGGGGAACGGAAGUCUACCCCGGCGUCAACGCCCACAACCACCAGCAUCUCUUCUGUCUGCGCGUGGAUCCCAAUAUUGAUGGGCCCGAUAACACCGUUUUCCAGGUCGAUGCCGUGCAGGGGCCUGGCGAGGUUGGAAGCGCUGAAAACAAAUACGGGAAUGCCUUCUAUGCAAAAAAGACAAAGUUUUCUACUCCCCUUGAGGCAAUGUCCGACUACAAUGGCGCUACAAGCCGGACUUGGGACAUGGCCAAUACCAACAAGCUCAACCCAUACAGCAAGAAGCCCGUCUCCUACAACCUUGUCAGCCGGGACGUUCCUCCCCUCCUCCCCAAGGAAGGAGGACUGGUCUGGAAGCGAGCUGGCUUCGCACGCCACGCUGUUCACGUCACUAAGUACGAUGACGAGCAAAUCCACCCGGCCGGCCGUCACGUCCCCCAAACAUCCGGCGAGCCCUCCGAAGGACUGCCGUCGUGGAUCGAAGCCGCGGGCCCUAAUUGCUCCAUCGAUAACACGGACGUUGUCUUGUGGCACACUUUCGGUCUCACUCAUUUCCCCGCGCCAGAGGAUUAUCCUGUUAUGCCGGCUGAGCCGAUGACGCUGCUCCUUCGUCCCCGUCACUUCUUCGACCGUAACCCUGUGCUUGAUGUCCCGCCUAGCUUCUCGCGUGCACCGACGCAGGUGGCUGCUGGAUCGAGCUCUUGUGCUUGUAAGAAGAGUGAUGGGUCUAGUGUUUUGGUUUGA
Molecule: messenger RNA, 2052 nt
Organism: Penicillium soppii
Lineage: Eukaryota; Fungi; Ascomycota; Eurotiomycetes; Eurotiales; Aspergillaceae
Product: peroxisomal copper amine oxidase
Exons: 3
Coding region: 1-2052 (683 amino acids)
Biological process (GO): amine metabolic process
Molecular function (GO): copper ion binding; primary methylamine oxidase activity; quinone binding
Source: RefSeq, a predicted model, not a curated record